GACCAUUUUUACAACUGGGCCCACCCUGUGCUGUUUCUCCAAGUAGGGGGGGAAGAGAGCACCGGGUGCUGCUGCAUUCCUGCUUCACCCCAACAUGAUGACCCCACUGCUCCCUGUUCUGAGCACUCCUGGCAGCUGGGGAAGGGGCCCCAUUGUUCCGGGGUCCCCCAUUGAUCUGCAGUCUCCAUUGAUUCCAGGUCUCCCAUUUAUUUGGAGUCCCCCAUUGAUCUGGGGACCCCACUGAUUCCAGGUCUCUGACGGGUGUGUGUAUCCCAUUGAUCUGGGCUCUCCCAUUGGUUCAGGGUCCCCCACCGAUCUGGGCUCUCCCAUUGAUUCAGGCUCUCCCACUGAUGCAGAAUCCCCCACUGAUCCGGAGUUCCCCAUGAAUCCAGGGUCCCCCACUGAUCCGUGGUUUCCCAUUGACACAGCGGAGCUCCCUGAGGACCCCGGGAUCUCCCUGAGCUCGUCCUCUCCUUCCUGGCACCCACCACCCUACAUCCCUGGGCAAGGGCAGGGUGGGUUCCACCCGCUCGCCCCUUCCCCACCACCCCUCUGCCUCCGGGCGCGAUGACUCACAGCAAUUUGCCUGUUAAGGGCGGGCUCGGCGGGGAGGAAGCAGAGGAGGAGGAGGCCGCUCCUUCGGCCUCGCUGGCUCCUCCCGCUCUCGCUCGGGGCUCCGACGCCCAGCCAAAAGCGAAUCGGGGCGGUGAAGCUCGGCAGAGGCUCCUACGGCUCCCGGCCCCGCUCCUCACCCCGACGUCUCAUCCCGCGCGCGUCCGCCCGCAGCCAUGGCAAGGAACCACCAAGUGCAGAAGGCCAAGCUGGCCGAGCAGGCCGAGCGCUACGAGGACAUGGCGGACUUCAUGAAGGCGGUGGUGGAGCACGGCGACGAGCUGUCCAACGAGGAGCGCAACCUCCUCUCCGUCGCCUACAAGAACGUGGUGGGCUGCCAGCGCUCGGCCUGGAGGGUCAUCUCCAGCAUCGAGCACAAAACCGAGGAGGGCGACGACAAGGCGCAGCUGGUGAACGAGUACCGGGAGAAGGUGGAAGAGGAGCUGAAGGGCGUCUGCAACGUGGUGCUGGGCUUGCUGGAGAAGCACCUCAUCAAGAAGGCCGGCGACGCCGAGAGCAAGGUGUUCUACCUGAAGAUGAAGGGAGACUACUUCCGAUACCUGGCCGAGGUGGCCGCCGGCAACGACCGCAAGGAGACGAUUGACAGCGCCCAGAAGGCGUACCAAGAGGCCAUGGACAUCAGCAAAAAGGAGAUGCAGCCCACGAACCCCAUCCGCCUGGGGCUGGCCCUCAACUUCUCCGUCUUCCACUACGAGAUCGCCAACGCUCCCGAGCAGGCCAUCUCGCUGGCCAAGACCACCUUCGACGAGGCCAUGGGGGACCUGCACACGCUCAGCGAAGACUCCUACAAGGACAGCACCCUCAUCAUGCAGCUGCUCAGGGACAACCUGACGCUAUGGACAGCCGAGUGCGCGGGCGAAGACGGCGGCGAGGCUGGCGAAGAGCCCAAGAACUGAACGGCCCCCACGCAGCUGGGGACCGGCCCCCACCUCCUUCCUCCUCCCCUCCCUUCUAGACAGCCCCCCCCCCCCCUUCCC
This is a messenger RNA of Numida meleagris (helmeted guineafowl), 1610 nucleotides long. It is a transcript of the gene SFN, whose product is annotated as stratifin. Lineage: Eukaryota; Metazoa; Chordata; Aves; Galliformes; Numididae. The transcript has a single exon. The record is from RefSeq and is a predicted model, not a curated record. Gene Ontology annotation, biological process: signal transduction. The coding region runs from base 789 to 1529 and encodes 246 amino acids. Gene Ontology annotation, molecular function: protein kinase binding. Gene Ontology annotation, cellular component: cytoplasm.